Molecule: messenger RNA, 667 nt
Organism: Fomitopsis serialis
Lineage: Eukaryota; Fungi; Basidiomycota; Agaricomycetes; Polyporales; Fomitopsidaceae
Exons: 1
Coding region: 182-571 (129 amino acids)
Source: RefSeq, a predicted model, not a curated record
GUCGCGGACUCGAUCCUAAACGGGAAGGGCUACGUGUACAUCUGCGGUGACGCGAGGAGCAUGAGCAAGGCGGUCGAGGAGACGCUGUGCAGGAUAUUGGGCGAGGCGAAGGGCGGCUCGGCGGAGGUGGAGGGCGCGGCGGAGGUUAAGUUGCUGAAGGAGCGCAGCCGGAUGCUCUCGGAUGUCUGGAGCUGAGGGAGCUUUGCUCAUUGUCUUGUGUUUUUCAUACACGCGCUGCUAUCCAUCGCUGUCGACGAUCCUUUUUGCGGGCCCCGAUCCGUAUCUCUUGGAAGUAGAUUUAUUUAUCUGUCUUGUGCAUCAGACUGGCCGUAGACCAUGCAUACAAUGGAAUCACUCCUGCACCCCACUUCUUGCUCUGAUGCCCCGUCUGCUAUGUUCAUCGCAACAAUCCAUGCCUCCAGAAGACCAGAGUCCCUCGUGGCCUGAUACAGCUGGCGAGAGCUCAAGCCGGUGUCUGAUGCGCCGUCAGUCUGUUGUCGGAAAUCUGGAGGCGAACACUGGAAUGCACUGUUCACGAACAAUAUAUGUCACCUGCGCACCGCGGCGCUGAAAGUUUGUUCAAUGACGUUACCCAUCGCGGGGCAGCUGCUCGGUGGUUCCUUGUGGUGAAAGUCUGCCACGGCGAUCCCUCAAUGCUUGCCGUUUG